Columba livia (rock pigeon) is the source of this 1743-nucleotide messenger RNA. Its product is annotated as nucleoside diphosphate kinase-like. Bases 72 to 533 code for a protein of 153 amino acids. Lineage: Eukaryota; Metazoa; Chordata; Aves; Columbiformes; Columbidae. Gene Ontology annotation, biological process: GTP biosynthetic process; CTP biosynthetic process; UTP biosynthetic process. The transcript has 5 exons. The record is from RefSeq and is a predicted model, not a curated record. Gene Ontology annotation, molecular function: nucleoside diphosphate kinase activity.
UGUAAAGCGCCAGCAGGCACCGUGCGCCCGGAGCUGCGGCCGCUGCGGGUGCCACAGGCGGUGACAGGACAAUGGCUUCUAUUGCCGAGCGCACGUUCAUCGCUAUCAAGCCUGACGGAGUCCAGCGGGGACUGGUGGGAGAAAUCAUCAAGCGCUUUGAACAGAAAGGUUUCAAACUGGUGGCCAUGAAACUAAUACACGCCUCUGAAGACCUUCUGAGAGAACACUACAUUGACCUGAAGGACCGGCCGUUCUACGAUGGUCUGGUGCAGUAUAUGCACUCUGGACCUGUGGUAGCUAUGGUGUGGGAAGGUCUUAACGUGGUUAAGACUGGAAGAGUGAUGCUGGGGGAAACUAAUCCAUUCGAUUCAAAGCCUGGCACUAUUCGCGGUGACCUCUGCGUUCAAGUUGGAAGGAACAUCAUUCACGGAAGUGAUUCUGUAGAAAGUGCUGAGACAGAGAUCAACUUGUGGUUCGCUCCUGAAGAACUGGUGGAUUACAGAAGCUGUGCUCAUGAAUGGAUCUAUGAGUAAAACGGAGCCUACACCUUCGGGUAUCCUUACGGCCAGCCUCUAGCUUCGUAUUAACUGCUAGAAACCCGUCCCAGAAAUCUGUGAAGUUGCUCUGUAGUAAAUAUUAAAUACAGUCAGUGUUUGCUGCCGCUUUGGUGGAAUUGUACUUUUAAAAAGCUGCUUCUGGGGGUGAGAGAUAAGAGAUGGAAACACAGAGAAGUAAAACUUUCAUAGUUAAUGACACGUAACACAUAGAUUUUCCUGACACACUCUGUACUCAAAGAGGGUAUUCUGAUAAACAGAAAAAAAGUGGUAAGGGUUUUUUUAUAAAUAAAUAGGCAAAUGGUUCAGUUAAUUUCGUCAAAACGUUAGAGGACAACUGCUGUUAUGUAAGUACACUGAUAGUGUGGCUGAACGUUGAGGAUUGAACUUGAUAUCAAGCGAAUCCCCAUGCCCAAAACAGCUGCAGAAAAAUGCUUAUUUGUGACACAGAGCGCGGCUGUGAUUAAAAUGACACCUUUCCUCUAGAUUCACACUGUUUCAACUUGCCUUUUUUUUCCCCACAUGGGAUUUAUUUAGCUUUUAAAGGAAGGAUUAAUACACCAGGCUUUCCAAAAUGCCCUUUUUUGUGAAAAGGGGAUUAAUGUGAGGAUGAGUGAGGGAGAUCCACCUUCAGCCCUGUCACCGUAGCACUCCUGACCUUGACAGAGCAACAAGAGCGAGGUUUGUUUUACCGACUGAACAGCCAAUAAUUAAGCUGCGUCCUUAUUAGUGUUCUUUCCCUAACAGCUGGAACUCCAGAGCAAGCUGUUCUUGGAUAAGGUAUUUCAGGAGUGACUAUAGCAUUAUUUUUUAUCUAUUUAUUUAAUCACGUAAAGAAAUAGAGUCAUCAUACUGCUAAAUGUGCUUCAGCAGAGGUGUGUGCGCCUAUCGGAGAAACCUAUUGGCCUCCUGCAGGAAUUUUAACAACAAAUACUCACUAGCUGUGCUGGAUGAGGAAAAAGAAAUGUGUUGGGGUCAAUAUUAUGUAUUUAUUUAUCUGCAGCAUUGUAUUCAUUAAAAGCAAGAGUUUAAUGAAGUUGUUCAAACUCCUAGAUUUUUUCCUACAGCGAGUUCUUGUUUCAAACGUUAAACUGUGCAAUGAAUGUUGAAUUCAAUGCUUUGUGAAGAUGUCAGACUCCUAAAAAGGGAGGGCACAAAAUAAAACAUUUGCCGUUUAAGUGAAAUAAAA